GGACUUUUGUGUUUGGACUUUGAUCCGCUUAACAGGUUUUAAGUGGUCUAUUAACUUGUGUUCUGUUGCUCAUGUCAUUGUGCAUUAACAAUAAUUAAGAUUAUUUGCACCUUGAUUGUACCUUUGUUGCCUUAAAAAGCUACUAAAAAACAGAAAAUGCUUUGGAGAAGGAUAUCCAUUUCACCGCCUCUCUGGUCAUCUUUGCUCAACAACUUUACCAAGUCGAAUAUUUCCACUUCCUCCAUGACCAUGUCCAAGUUAGCUGGAAAGGUAGCCAUCGUCACGGCAUCGACGGACGGAAUAGGUCUCGCCAUCGCAAAACGACUCGCCAAGGAUGGAGCCAAAGUCAUGAUAAGCAGCCGAAAGGAAAAAAAUGUUCAAAAAGCACUGGAUACACUCCGAACCAAACAUGGAAUACCAUCGGAUCAAAUAAAGGGUCAAGUUUGUCAUGUUGGAAGUAAAGAAGAUCGAACAAAACUCAUCAGUCAAACUAUUCAGGAUUUUGGAGGAAUUGACAUUCUUGUAUCUAAUGCUGCAACAAAUCCUGUAAUGGGGUCGGCUCUUGACUGUCCCGAGGAUGCCUGGGACAAGAUAUUUGAAAUAAAUGUGAAGGCUGCAUUUCUUCUUACCAAGGAAGUCAAGCCUCAUUUAAUGGGAAGAAAGGGGUCCAACAUUGUCUAUGUCUCUUCAAUUGCUGGCUUUCAACCCUUUUCGGUCUUGGGUCCAUAUUCAGUGAGUAAAACAGCCCUACUGGGACUUACGAAAAUCAUGGCGCAAGAACUGGGACCUGAAAAUAUUCGUGUUAAUUGUGUCGCUCCAGGAAUUAUCAAAACUAGGUUUAGUUCCGCAAUAACGGACACUGAUGGUGUAAACGAAAAAAUGCUGGAAAUGAUUCCACUCGGGAGAUUUGGAGAGCCUCAUGAGAUUGCAGGACUUGUCUCGUUUCUUGUGUCGGACGAUGCAUCGUAUGUCACUGGAGAAAAUUACGUCGCAGCGGGUGGUCAACCAUCUCGUCUAUAAUUUAUUCCAGCAAACUAUGCCUACAAAUAAAUAAGUUUUCUUAAGAAAGUCUAA
Molecule: messenger RNA, 1074 nt
Organism: Folsomia candida
Lineage: Eukaryota; Metazoa; Arthropoda; Collembola; Entomobryomorpha; Isotomidae
Gene: Dhrs4
Product: dehydrogenase/reductase SDR family member 4
Exons: 6
Coding region: 157-1020 (287 amino acids)
Molecular function (GO): carbonyl reductase (NADPH) activity
Source: RefSeq, a predicted model, not a curated record